Molecule: messenger RNA, 2795 nt
Organism: Benincasa hispida (wax gourd)
Lineage: Eukaryota; Viridiplantae; Streptophyta; Magnoliopsida; Cucurbitales; Cucurbitaceae
Source: RefSeq, a predicted model, not a curated record
UCUUUUCCAUUUCUGUAAAACCCUAAAUUUGAUUUAACCCCUCAACCCGCCGCACUUCUUUCCGCGAUUCCUGCAACAAACUUCGCUCGCAAAACUCGUCCAAGGGAAAAUUCGUCUUUCUUCUUCUUCUUCUUGGCUUUUGAUUUAUCGAGAAAAACAUGCAUCAUUGGGAGGGGUGAAGUGAAAUUUCACUGAAAAUUUGACAAAUGGAAGCUUGUAGAUGACUGAAAAUGAAGAAAACGCUGCGGGUAGAUCAGAAAGAGCUGACGUGCAGUGAAAAGAGUUUUUGCUGUCAUGUGAAAACAGAGCGUUUCAUGGCUGUCUCUGCUGCUGAUGGUCCCUGAAAUUCUCAUCAGCUUCACUGCUUUUUCUCAAUAGGUCAUUUCUGCUUUGUUUUCUCUCUUAUGCUGGAUUUGAACAACUAGGUUUCUUGGUCGUUGGUUUUGAGAUUUUCUUGACGAUUUGGGGAAGCAAAAUGAGUGGUUCUGUUUUGGUGGCUGUUGCUGCUGCUGUUGGAAAUUUUUUGCAAGGAUGGGAUAAUGCAACUAUAGCAGGGGCUGUCCUGUACAUAAAGAAAGAAUUCAGUCUGGAAAGUAGCCCCACUGUAGAAGGGCUGAUCGUGGCCACGUCCCUUAUUGGAGCUACUGUAAUCACAACAUGCUCGGGGGCUAUAUCGGAUUGGCUCGGCCGUCGGUUGCUGCUAAUUCUAUCAUCUGUUCUUUACUUCAUCGGUGGCAUUAUAAUGCUGUGGUCUCCCAAUGUAUAUAUCCUUCUCUUAGGCAGGCUCUUGGAUGGUUUUGGAAUAGGUUUGGCUGUUACGUUGGUUCCGGUUUACAUAUCUGAGACCGCUCCCCCUGAAAUUAGAGGAUCAUUAAACACACUUCCUCAGUUCACUGGUUCUGCUGGAAUGUUCUUCUCAUACUGCAUGGUUUUUGGGAUGUCUUUGAUGGAAUCACCAAGCUGGAGAUUGAUGCUUGGGGUUCUCUUUAUUCCUUCUCUUAUAUAUUUAGCAUUGACAAUAAUUUUCUUGCCUGAAUCACCUCGGUGGCUUGUCAGUAAAGGCCGGAUGCUUGAGGCCAAACGAGUGCUGCAGAGGCUCCGAGGCAGAGAGGAUGUAUCUGGUGAGCUGGCUUUACUUGUUGAGGGUCUUGGAGUUGGGGGUGAGACCUCUCUGGAGGAAUACAUUAUUGGUCCAGCAGACGACCUUGCUGACCAAGAUCUAUUAACUGACAAAGAUGAAAUCAAAUUAUAUGGACCUGAACAAGGACUCUCCUGGGUUGCUAGGCCGGUUACAGGACAGAGUUCUCUUGGCCUAGUAUCUCGGCAUGGAAGCAUUAUAAAUCAGAGUGGGCUUGUCGAUCCUCUCGUCACUCUCUUCGGCAGUGUACAUGAGAAGCUUCCUGAUACAGGAAGCAUGCGCAGUACACUCUUUCCACAUUUUGGCAGCAUGUUCAGCGUUGGAGGUAACCAACAUAGAAAUGAAGAGUGGGAUGAAGAGAGCCUUGCUAGAGAGGGUGAGGACUAUCAGUCAGAUGCUGCGGGUAAUGAUUCUGAUGAUAACUUACGGAGUCCUCUGAUGUCACGACAGACUACAAGCAUGGAAAAAGACAUGAUUGCACCUGCUCAUGGAAGUCUUUCAAGCAUGAGACAGGGCAGUCUUGCUGGAGAACCUGUUGGAAGCAUGGGGAUUGGUGGGGGUUGGCAACUUGCUUGGAAAUGGUCUGAGAGAGAAGGCCCUGGUGGAAACAAAGAAGGGGGGUUCAAAAGAGUUUAUUUGCACCAAGAGGGCAUUUCUGGACCUCAGCAAGGAUCUAUAGUGUCUCUUCCUUGUGGCGAUGCCCUGACGGAUGGAGGCUAUAUUCAGGCUGCUGCAUUGGUCAGUCAGCCAGCUCUUUACUCGAAGGAGCUUAUGCAUCAGCAUCCGGUUGGACCAGCUAUGGUCCAUCCUACUGAAACAGUAACAAAAGGGCCGAGUUGGGCGGACCUUUUUGAACCUGGAGUCAAACAUGCGCUGCUCGUUGGAGUAGGAAUUCAAAUACUUCAGCAGUUCUCUGGCAUAAAUGGAGUUCUGUAUUACACUCCCCAAAUUCUUGAGAAAGCAGGUGUUGGAGUUCUUCUUUCAAACUUGGGGAUUGGCUCUUCUUCUGCAUCUUUGCUGAUCAGCGGCCUAACCACAUUAUUGAUGCUCCCUUCAAUUGCAGUGGCCAUGAGACUAAUGGACAUCUCGGGUCGUAGGACUUUAUUACUGUGGACUAUCCCUGCCUUGAUAGCAUCCCUCAUCAUCCUAGUUAUCGGUAGCCUAGUUCACAUGGGCAGCAUAGUGAAUGCAUCAAUCUCAACAGUCAGUGUAGUUGUUUACUUCUGUUUCUUCGUGAUGGGGUUUGGGCCAAUCCCGAACAUAUUAUGUGCAGAAAUCUUCCCGACCCGAGUCCGUGGCCUUUGCAUUGCGAUUUGUGCAUUAACAUUUUGGAUUGGUGAUAUCAUCGUCACGUAUACGCUGCCUGUGCUGCUCAACUCUAUUGGGCUUGGCGGUGUUUUCGGGAUGUAUGCAGUUAUUUGCAUCAUAUCAUGGGUGUUUGUCUUUCUAAAAGUUCCUGAAACUAAGGGAAUGCCACUUGAAGUCAUCACUGAAUUCUUCUCUGUUGGUGCCAAGCAGGUUUUAGCUGCCAAAAAUGUUUGAAAUUCAUCAUACAAUUCAAAAUUUUGACUGUUUGAUAUCGGUGGUUGGAUUUGAUAUUAAUGAUCUUUGAAUGCAAGCUCGGUUACUGUAAAGGGUAUUAGUUCUUUUUAUCCUA